AUGGCCGAAUCCCACAAAGGGAUUUGCGGCGCUCACCGGUCCAACGUUAAGAUGAGAUGGUUGGUCCGGAGGCACGAGUAUUAUUGGCCGACCAUUUUAGAGAACUGCAUAGAAUAUGUGAAGGGGUGCAUCAAGUGUCAAAUCUACGGCCUCAUACAAAGGGUACCGGCUGACGCCCUCCACCCGGUUACUAAACCAUGGCCAUUCAGAGAUGGGCCGUGGAUAUCAUCUGUAAAAUCUACCCGGCCGCAUCCAACCAGCACGCCUGGAUUUUGGUGGCAACUGACUAUUUCACUAAAUGGGUCGAGGCGGAGUCCUAUCAGUCCAUUUCUAGCACAUAGGUGGUCAGAUUCUUCGAAAAUCACAUUGUCCACAGAUUCGGUAUACCCGAAACCAUCACGGCCGAUAACGGCCCGGUGUUCGCAUCAGCCGAGACUCGAGAAUACGUCGAAAGGAUGGGGAUCAAAUUGGUCCACUCGACACCCUACUACCCACAGUCUAACGGACAGGCCGAGGCGAGCAACAAGGUAA
Messenger RNA from Prunus armeniaca (apricot), 531 nucleotides. Lineage: Eukaryota; Viridiplantae; Streptophyta; Magnoliopsida; Rosales; Rosaceae. The record is from the annotation of a GenBank genome assembly.